ACUCCAUCCCUAAUUACUCAAACAGUCUCUCUCUCUCUCUCUCUCUCUCUCUCUCUCUCUCUCUCUCUCUCUGUGUGCAAGCUUUCUGUUGGAAACAACAAUGGAUUCAUCCCGGCCAGAAAUCGUGAUCUUCGACGUAGAGACGGUCAUGGAGAGUAUCAAAGGAACAAAAGCCAUCCUAGAAUUCGGGGCCAUAAUCGUAUGCCCACGAACGCUGGUCGAGAAAGAGUACUUCACUUCUCUGGUUCGGCCACAACAUGACUCCGGCUUCGGAGGAUUCCACGCACGAAGAAAUGGACUCAACAGAGAUGAUAUUGUUUCCUCCAACAUCUUCUUUUCGGACAUCGCUCACACCGUCUACGACAUGCUUGACGGAAGGAUUUGGGUAGGCCACAACAUCAAAAAGUUCGAUCGUCGAAUUGUUGAGGCUACGUUCCGUGAAAUCUGGCAGUCACCACCGAAACCCUCGGGCAUAGUCGACACGAUGGAGUUGUGCGAGAGGUUUGAAAAGGAAGCUGGCAAUAAAAAGAUGGCAACACUUGCAGAAUACUUUGAUCUCGGAAAGCAGACACAUAGGACCUUAGAUGAUGUCCGGUUGAAUCUCCGACUUUUCCUGCACUGUGCUGCGGUUUUCUACCUGACAGAGUCCUCAAACCUUUUGCGGGCACAAGAUGACAACACGAACAACAACGUUCCAAGGUUUCCAGACCCCGAGGAAUUUUCAAUUCCUUCGCUCAAAGAUGACUCUUAUGAUUCCUUUGAUAAAGUACGGGAGCCAAUCUCUUGUGCUUCUCUGAAGGUGCGGUCCGGGAUCGAAAUGAAGUUCCGGGACGACGAUGACUGCCCGAGGCUGAGCUUCGUGGUUGACUCGCCGGACAUCCUGAGCACAAAGCUAGAUGAAUUCGACGGGAUGUUGCAAAGGUUGUUUUCGAGUUUCAGGAUCUACUCCGAGUGGAGAAACGUUGUGGAUGGAAGAUGGAACCCCCCCACUGUAAGAUUACGCAUCACAAAUACAGCAGACAAGCAGACAAUAGUAUGCAAGAGGGAGGAUUCCGGGAAAACAAGAAGGCUUGUCUUCAAUGAGAGCGAGCUCCGGACACUCCUCACUCCAAGCACCAAGUUGGAUGCCUACUUGUUUGUGGAAACCUACAACAGUAGAGGAUACGCAGGCAUUACAUUGGCGGCUUAUAAGUUGAUCAUUCAUCCCUAGAUUCGGAAGCAAAAGCUACUUGCUUAUUUUGUAUAAGUUAUAUGCUCAGAGAAAGAUUGUUAGUUGAUUGCCAACUGACAUCGGACAUUGCCGACGACGUAAAAGACGGAUGAUAUGCGUGACAUGUUGUAUCUUUGUAAAGAUAUUGAAAAGCAUUGUGCGCAAAGUGUGUGUAUCAGGGACUGCUGAUAUAUUCACGCAAGCGAAGCUACUGAUAACAUUUUAAGAUGUUGCAAAAUAUUCACCUGUUGAGAUAUUUCUCUCUAUUACUCGACUUUGGUUGUAGUUUGAUGUAA
This is a messenger RNA of Syzygium oleosum, 1506 nucleotides long. Its product is annotated as protein NEN1-like. Lineage: Eukaryota; Viridiplantae; Streptophyta; Magnoliopsida; Myrtales; Myrtaceae. The transcript is spliced from 6 exons. Bases 101 to 1210 code for a protein of 369 amino acids. The record is from RefSeq and is a predicted model, not a curated record. Gene Ontology annotation, molecular function: nucleic acid binding; 3'-5' exonuclease activity.